Messenger RNA from Sitophilus oryzae (rice weevil), 2168 nucleotides. It is a transcript of the gene Taf6, whose product is annotated as transcription initiation factor TFIID subunit 6. The transcript has 8 exons. Gene Ontology annotation, molecular function: protein heterodimerization activity; transcription coactivator activity; RNA polymerase II general transcription initiation factor activity. Gene Ontology annotation, cellular component: SLIK (SAGA-like) complex; transcription factor TFIID complex; SAGA complex. The coding region runs from base 238 to 2049 and encodes 603 amino acids. The record is from RefSeq and is a predicted model, not a curated record. Gene Ontology annotation, biological process: RNA polymerase II preinitiation complex assembly; transcription initiation at RNA polymerase II promoter. NCBI's taxonomy places the organism in Eukaryota, Metazoa, Arthropoda, Insecta, Coleoptera, Curculionidae.
GUCAUAUGUCAAUUUAGCGUUCAAUUGUUUAUGUUUUUAUUCUGUUCGUACUGUUGAUGGGUAAUUUAAUUUUAAUUUAUUUUUUGAGGGUUUUUACUUGAUAAAACUCUGAAAUUUAGUAAAUACAAGACUUAUUAAGCGAUUUAUUUAAUAAUGUUAUAACAUUAGUGUAGUUUUUCAUUUAAUUUUACCGAAUACCUAAUUUGUUCUUGAUGGUGCAAUAAAGCAACGUUUAAAAUGGCUAAAAUGUACGACAGCGAUUUGUACGGAACCAAUUUCUCUAUAGAAUCGAUGAAAAUUAUUGCGGAAAGUAUAGGAAUCGGUAAUUUACAAGAUGAUGCAGCUAAAGAGUUGGCCGAUGACAUCUCCUUUCGACUCAAGCAUAUCAUACAGGACGCCGCGAAGUUUAUGAACCAUGCAAAAAGAAUGAAAUUACUACAGACAGAUGUGGAUUCAGCUCUGAAAGUUAGAAACAUAGAGCCACAGUACGGGUUUCACUCAAUUGAGCCUCUUCCAUUUCGGUUUGCAUCUGGAGGGGGCAGAGAACUCCAUUUUAUCGAAGAGAAAGAAGUGGACCUGGGCGAUAUGUUAUCAAAUGUGAAUCCUAAGGCUCCUUUAGAAACGACCCUCAGGUCACAUUGGUUGUGUAUAGAUGGGGUUCAACCAACUAUACCUGAGAAUCCACCUCCUGUUGCUAAAAGUGUUCAAAAGUUGGAGUCUGUUGAUCCAGUGAAUAAAAAACCAAUGAAAGAGUCAUCAGGCAAACCAAGUACGGGCAAACAAAAGUUGAAGAACGUUGAAACUGUUCAGAUAAAGCAAUUGGCUACUCAUGAAUUGUCAGUGGAGCAACAGCUUUAUUAUAAAGAAAUUACAGAGGCUUGUGUGGGAUCUGAUGAGAUUAGGAGAGGGGAAGCAUUACAAAGCUUGUCAUCGGAUCCAGGCUUGCACGAAAUGUUACCUAGAAUGUGCACGUUUAUUAUUGAAGGUGUUAGAGUGAACGUGGUACAAAACAACUUGGCAUUGCUCAUUUAUUUGAUGCGAAUGGUUAAAGCCCUGUUGGACAACCAGUCUCUAUACCUAGAAAAAUAUUUACAUGAGUUAAUACCAUCAGUGACCACUUGCAUAGUUUCUAAACAACUCUGUAUGAGGCCCGAGCUGGACAAUCACUGGGCUUUGAGGGAUUUUGCAUCCAGAUUGAUGUCACAAAUUUGUAAAAACUUUAAUACAAGCACAAACAAUAUUCAGACCAGGAUAACAAGGAUGUUUACGAACGCUUUGCACCAAUGCGAUAAAAUUCCAUUGUCGUCUUUGUAUGGGGCUUUGCAAGGGUUGUCAGAAUUGGGGACUGAAGUAACAAGAAUUUUUAUUUUGCCCAAAAUCAAAAAUAUAGGUGCCCGAAUUGAGACACACCUGGAAGGAAAUUUGGUGUCGAAUUCGGACAAGAUCGCAUCCGGCCACAUCAAACAAUUGAUAACGAAAAUAACCGCUCCCAUCAUCAAAACUAUCCGCAAUCCUCCCGACAAUAUCGACGAAUACAAACUGGACUACGGGUAUUUGGGCGUGGCAUUACACAAUGCCGUGGGCAAGGCCAGGACGCAGCCCGCCACCGUAACGACAACGUUGCCGUCCACUCUGUCAACCACGUCGAUAACGUCGGUGGGUCAGACGAUCUCCAGAAGCGUCGGGAUAAUUCAGCAGGGUAGUACGCCUAAUAGGACCAUCAUAAUGACACAGCCACAAAGAAUAGUUCAGCAAAGCCCGCAACAAAAAGUUAUACUGAUGCAGCAAAGAAGUCAACCAAACACAUCAGUGGUUCAUACUCCCACCAAUGUUGUCAAGUUGGUGUCAAGUCCGUCCAUGCAGCAAACCAAGCAGAUCGCUACCCAACCAAAACUGGUGGUGGUGUCAAAUCAGGGCGGUUUCCCUUCGCAAAGUGCGGCGCUGCAAACGCAAGCGAAUAUAAUCAAACAGAAUUUCAUCAGUCAGCAGCCACAAAUACAGGAAAUGCAAGUGAAGCAAGAGUCGAUUACCGACCUUUCACAGAUAUAAUAAUAAAAAAAAAUAUUUGUAUAUAGAGAAAGUUAAAUUUUAUUUAGAUGAUAAGUAGUGUUUUUGUAUGGUUUUGCAUGUAAAUUUCGAUCAAUAAAACACAUUAUAUAUUUGUUGAA